GAAGCGCCAUUAGGAUUAAACUGCUUGUAGCAGAGCAGAGCAGCAAUGGAGGCUGCGGUAGUUACGAGGGUGCCCCGCCCUCUCCCCGCCGCGGGGAGGCCCAUCCUCCUGGCUGCCCUGGCGCGCUCCGGCGGCGGGUUCGCCUCCAUCUCCGCUCCUUCCUCCUCCACCAGCGGGGGCGGCGGUGGGGGCCGCUUCUCCGCGGGUGGCGGCGGCAGGGGAGGCGGGGACGACUCCGGCGCCGGCGCUGCAGCGGCCUCCGCGGCUGUGGCGGCUCUGGGUGAGGCCGAGCCAUCGGACGGCGACGCCGACGCCAUCGUGCUCCAUGUCGGGGGGAUGUCGUGCAGCGGAUGCGCUGCCAAGGUCAAGCGGAUCCUCGAGAACCAGCCUGAGGUUGCUGCAGCCGCGGUUGAUGUUGAGAAGGCGACCGCCGUUGUGUGGACGACACCCGAAGCGAAGGCGACCAAAGAUUGGCAGAAGCAGCUGGGCGAGAAACUCGCGAAUCACCUCACCACCUGCGGAUUCCAGUCUCAUGUGCAAGAUGAAGGCGAAGCUGAACCAUCUGAUUCUUGACAUACGCACUACUGCACAAGCCAAUGAGUGCCCUAGGAAGUCUUUACCAUCGAGGCAGGGUCCUUGCGUGAAGACAGUUCCUCCUAUUUGAGAACUUGUACAAGCACAAUAUGCGGCUCUACGAAGUACAUUUUUUUACUGAGAGUUAUACGGUGCUGAAUAGGUUUGGAGUCUAAGUACUCGUGUAAUUUCUAACUAUGUGGUCAGAUUUGUUUCUUUAUGGUCGUAGACAUUCACAUGUGAAUGUUGUGAAUGUUCAAGAUCAGAUAUUUUCCUUAAUUAAAAAAUACGGUGCUGAAUAACUUAUACUCAAAAUAACAGCUAUCAGAGCAUUAUUACAUCCUGAAA
Molecule: messenger RNA, 921 nt
Organism: Setaria italica (foxtail millet)
Lineage: Eukaryota; Viridiplantae; Streptophyta; Magnoliopsida; Poales; Poaceae
Product: copper-transporting ATPase PAA1, chloroplastic
Exons: 4
Coding region: 46-573 (175 amino acids)
Molecular function (GO): metal ion binding
Source: RefSeq, a predicted model, not a curated record